Panicum hallii is the source of this 4091-nucleotide messenger RNA. RefSeq names its product RRP12-like protein. Lineage: Eukaryota; Viridiplantae; Streptophyta; Magnoliopsida; Poales; Poaceae. The transcript is spliced from 19 exons. The record is from RefSeq and is a predicted model, not a curated record. Bases 63 to 3875 code for a protein of 1270 amino acids.
ACUCCCAGUGCAUUCGGCCGGCGCGCGUGCGGCUCCCCCCCACACCCGCCCGCCCGCCCGCCAUGGCCGACGUCGACAUGGCUGAGCUCCCGCAGACCCCACGGUCCACCGCCGGCGACGAUGACCUCUCGUUGCUGGACGGGGAGGCCGAUCUCGCCGCGGCCAUCCUGGAGCGCCUCGGCGGCUCGCCGCGGGAGGACUUCCAGCACCUCUGCGCCACCGCCGCCGCCAUGGAGCAGGCCGUCAGGGACCGGGGCGUCGAACCGACGCCCGUCGCGUACUUCGCCGCUGCCGCCGCGGCGCUCGCACCGCUGGCGCGCGCGGGGGCCGGGGGCGCCGACCGCCACGUCGCCGGCGCGCUCCUCGCGUUCCUCUCCGUAGCGCUGCCGGCCCUACCCACCGCCGUGGUGCGCGCCCGUGGGCGUGAGGUCGCCGACGACGUGGUGCGCGUGCUCGACUUCCCUUCGACGCCCGAUUCAGGCGCGAGGGCGGGGUUGAGGUGCCUGGCGCAUUUGAUAUCUGCGGGGGACAGGGCGAACUGGGAGGCAGUAGAGCCUCUCUAUACCGUCAUUCUAAGGCUCGCCACUGAUCAACGGCCGAAGGUGAGAAAGCAAGCUCAUUCAUGCUUGAGAGAUGUUCUCCAAAGUUUUCAAAGACAAGCAGUUUUGGUUCCAGCAAGUGAAGGAAUAACAAGGUGCUUUGAACGGUUUCUGCUUCUUGCUGGAGGCUCAAGUGCAGUGAAUACAGGUGUAGCAGAAGAAGGGCCUAAGGGGGCUAAGGAGGUCCUGUAUAUGUUGAAUGGACUGAAAUGCUGUCUUCCCCUUAUGGCAUCGAAGCCUUCCAAUACCAUCUUAAAAUAUUUUAAAGCAUUGUUAGAUCUGCAGCAACCAAUCUUGACAAGGAGUAUAUUGGAGAUUCUGAAUGCCGUUGGUGAGAGUCCAGCUCUACAGCUCAAAUCUGAUGUGUUAUUGGACGUUAUGUGCUCUUUAGGGCUGUCAGUGUCUUCAGGAAGGAAAUCAGGAGAUGAAAUGGCUUCAAUUGCGCGGCUUUUACUUGUUGGUACUAAGAAAAUUUACAAUCAAAAUAAGAACAUAUGCGUUGUAAAGCUUCCAUUGAUAUUUACUUCACUUGGAGAUAUAUUAUCAAGUGAAUUCGAAGAGGCAAGGUUUUCAUCUGUGGAGGCUUUUAGAGGUUUAAUAGAUAAUUGCAUCGAUGAAACCAUGGUGUCUCAGGGCAUUGCUCAGAUCAAGGCUAGACGUCAAGGGUUAAAGUCGGAUCCCACAGUCAUAGAGAAGAUAUGUGCUAUCCUAGAAGGCUUGCUAGAUGUCCACUAUAGUGAUGUUUGGGACAAAUCAUUUCAUUUAAUCUCAGUGACAUUUGACAAGUUAGGAGAGUUUUCAGCUGACCUAUUGCCUGAAGCACUCAAGAACCUGGCAGAUAUGCAAAACAUGUCAGAUGAUGACUUCUCUUUUCGGAAGCAGCUCAAUGCAUGUAUUGGUUCAGCAGUUGCUGCAAUGGGGCCAAAGAAUGUUCUUGAAAUUCUUCAGAUUCGGUCAUUAUGUGAUGAAAAUGAAUGGAUUCUCCCUAUUCUAGAGAAGCAUAUUGUUGGUGCCAGUUUACAUUUUUUCUUAAAAGAUGUUCUGGGUUUUGUUAAAGCCAUAGAGAAAAGCAUUACUAAGCUCUUGAAGGAUGACAAGCUUUUCUCCGCCAAGAGAGCUGAAGGUUACGUAUAUUCUCUGUGGUCUUUGUUGCCAUCUUGUUGCAACUAUCCAUGUGAUACUUCAAGUAACUUUAGAGUUCUACAAAGUGUUUUAUGCGAUACUCUCGAAAACCAGCCUGAAUUGCGUGGGAUUGUUUGCUCCAGUAUUCAGGUUUUGAUUAAACAAAACAAAGAAGCUUUGUCAGUUUCUAGAGAAGAAGAUAUUCUUUCUGAGGAUGAACUAAGCAAAUCUGAAAUAAGAGCAAAGGAACGUUACACUAAGAAUUUGGCAGAGGAAAACUUGAAAGCGAUAUGUGCUUUUUCAUCAAAUCUUUUGGAUGUACUUUGUUCUAUAUUCUUGACGUCUUCAAAGGAUGCUAUUGGAUUAUUGCAGCCUGCGAUAAGUGAGAUAGCAUCCAUAUCAGACAAAGAUGUUGUUGGCAAGUUCUUCCUUGAUUCAAUAAGAAAGUUGUUGGAUGCCACAAAAGCUGUUAAUGCAGAGCCAGUGGAUGAUAGUUCGAUGCAAAUUGAAACCAACUCCAACACAAAUAGCAUGACAAGGGCACUACUGUUGGAUUUUGCAGCUUCAUUGAUGCCUGGUUUGGCUGCCAAGUCUAUCAAUGUACUAUUCAGUUAUGUGAAACCUGCAAUUAAGGACAGUGAUGCUUUGAUUCAAAAGAGAGCAUACAAGGUCCUUUCAAUGCUACUUAAGGAUGCUGAAUUUGUUGAAAAGAAUUUGGAUGUCCUGUUAGAAUUGUUGAUUUCAUCGAUGCCUUGUCAAUUUCCCUCGAAACGCUACAGGCUUGAAUGUCUCUAUCACCUUAUUGUUCACAUUUUGAAGGAUUCAUCUAUGGUUAGAAAGAGGGACAUUAUUAGUUCUUUCAUCACCGAAAUACUUCUCGCAUUGAAAGAGGCAAAUAAGAAAACCAGAAACAGAGCUUAUGACUUGCUUAUUGAAAUUGCUCGUGCAUGUGAAGAUGCUGAAAAUGACGAGGGGAAGGACAGCUUACACCAGUUUUUUGGCAUGGUUGCUGGCGGUCUGGUGUCUGGUCAAACUCCAUAUGCCAUUAGUGCUGUCGUUACUGGAUUAGCUCGGCUAACUUAUGAGUUCUCAGAGCUUAUUGGAAUCGCGUACAAGCUCCUCCCUCAGACUUUCUUGCUUAUGCAGAGGAACAACCGGGAAAUUGUCAAAGCAAACUUAGGUUUUGUCAAAGCUCUAGUGGCUAAAUCUAAAGCUGACAUGUUGCAUGAGCACUUGAAGGGAGUUGUCGAGGGUUUGUUGAGCUGGCAAAGUGAUACAAAGAAUUCCUUCAAAGCAAAGGUCAAGUCACUCAUAGAAAUUCUUGUAAAGAAAUGUGGUUUAGAUGCCGUGAAGGCUGUGAUGCCCGAAGAGCAUAUGAAAUUGCUCACCAAUAUCAGGAAGGUUAAUGAGCGAAAAAUGCGGAAGGUCAAAUCUUCUGAGGAUGGUGAUGCAAUGUCUAUGGCCUCAGGAGCUACAAGGCAAAGUAGAUGGAAUCAUACACAGAUGUUUUCGGAUUUUGGAAGUGAUGAUGAUGAAUCUGAUGGUCCCUUCUCUACCCAGCAUACCGUUACUUCUCGCGCUGGAUCAAAAGCUUCGACACGGUCGAGUCGGAGGCGCCAAGCAGAUAAGAGCUUAUUGGAGAAGUCCAUUGACCAAUCAACUGGUGAACCCUUAGAUUUACUUGACCAGAAAACAGUGCGGUUGGCCCUCAAAACAGGGAGAAAGAGGACAGCUCCCGAUGAUGACGAAGAUGACUUCGAGGUGGACCCUGAAGGCCGUAUAAUUGUGAGAGAAGAGCGGGAGAAGCGUAAAAAGAAGCCUGUCUCUCGUGACGAUGACGAUGCUGAUGGAAAGAGCUCUGUCAGAAGCCAGUCCGUUAAGAAGAGGAAGACAAGCUCUGGCUGGGCCUACACUGGCCACGAGUACACCAGCAAGAAGGCUGGUGGUGAUCUGAAGAAGAAAGACAAGAUGGAACCUUACGCGUACUGGCCGCUGGAUCGUAAGCUGCUGAACCGCAGGUCAGACCGCAAGGUGUCUGCGCGCAAGGGUAUGGCCAGUGUCAUGAAGGUCACCAAGAAGCUUGAAGGGAAGAGUGCUAGUGCUGCGCUCGCUGCUAAGCGGACUGGGAAGAUGAAGCACAAAAAGAACAAAUAAGAGGUGUCGAGGAGACGGGGCGAUGAAGCUUUGUGUUUAGCUGGCUGGUCGUGCCGGGGCAAAAUUUUGAUCUGUAUAGUGCCAUUUAGAAGCACAAGUGCUUGUACCGUAGCUUCAUUUUACGGGAAUAUGUUUUGAUUAGAAGCUCUACACUUUGGUUUGUAUUGAAACAGAUUGUUCUGCAUGUUUAAUGGCAAGUAAAUUCUUUAAAAUUUA